AUGAAGAUAGUCGGCGGAGGAGCGGCGCGGACUUUAUUAUUCGGGAUCAUCAUCAUCUGCGGAGUGAUUCUGUUCGACUGUGGGGACGCAUUGGCAGGCAGCGAGAUCUACGCGAAGACGUUCCCGAGCCAGCAACAUCCGUCGGAUCCGUGUUACGACGAGGACAGGCCACGCCGAUGCAUCCCGAAUUUCGUGAACGCGGCGUUCGGCGCGGCGGUGGAAGCUUCGUCGACCUGCGGAAGCGGCGGGCCCACGAGGUACUGCGACGUGAUCGAACAGCCGGGUGGUAGCACGGGCAUAGGUCAGUGCCAUAUCUGCGACGACAGUACGCCACGGCGUCGAUUCCCCGCGAGCUACCUCACCGACGUAAGCAAUCCGAACAACGUGACCUGCUGGCGGAGCGAGCCGCUCGUCACCUUGCAGAGUUUCUCCGCGCCGCCAGACAACGUGACCUUGACCCUCUCCCUUGGAAAGAAGUACGAACUGACCUACGUUAGCCUGCAGUUCUGCCCGAAGGCAGCGAAGCCGGAUUCCAUCGCUAUUUACAAGUCGAUGGACUAUGGGAAAACGUGGCAACCGUUCCAGUUCUACUCGUCGCAGUGUCGCAGGGUGUACGGCAGGCCGAAUCGAGCGACCAUCACCAAAGCGAACGAGCAAGAGGCGAGAUGCACCGACAGCCAUCGGUACACCGGUGGUAACGGCCUCGCGCCCGUCGGCAGGAUCGCCUUCAGCACCCUCGAGGGUCGACCGUCGGCCUCCGACUUUGAUAACUCGCCGGUCCUCCAGGAUUGGGUCACCGCCACCGACGUCCGCGUCGUUUUCAAUCGGCUUCACAUACCCCAGCAACCCUCGUCGCAGGAACAACAACAACAACAAGUCUUGCAGCUAGGUGGUGGCAAUGGCGACGAUCACGGCCUCGGCCUUGAAGAGUUGGCGAAACGCGAGAGGGAAAGAGAGGAGAGAUUGAAGAACCAGCAGAAGAGCUCGGCCCGUGGUGCUGGUGGUUUACUCGAUCCAUUGGCCACCGCUUUGCCCUCGGUCCAUCAGGUUAUCGCGCCGCAGGAGAUGCAAUCGAACGACGCGGUGGAUGACGGUGAGAGCGGUGGAUUCGCUGCGGCGGCCGUCACCGUCUCCACCAGCACGAGCAGCACCCUUGCGAGCAAUCUCGGCACCAGCACGCUUGCUCAUCAUUACGCCGUCUCGGACUUCGCCGUCGGCGGCAGGUGUAAGUGCAAUGGCCACGCGGCAAGGUGCAUCCAAGGCAAGGACGGCGAGGUCGCCUGCGAGUGCAGGCACAACACCGCUGGCAGAGACUGCGAGAGAUGCCGCCCGUUCCACUUCGAUCGACCAUGGGCACGAGCCACUGCCAGAGAUGCCAACGAAUGCAAAGGUUAG
This is a messenger RNA of Heterotrigona itama, 1395 nucleotides long. The record is from the annotation of a GenBank genome assembly. Lineage: Eukaryota; Metazoa; Arthropoda; Insecta; Hymenoptera; Apidae.